GCCAUCGCGCACGUAUUUUUUUAUCGUUAUUAGUUAUUUGGAUAUUUUAGUGGGUUUUUUGUGUUUAAAUCAUGGGAAAACGAAAACACCACGACGAAGAAGAGUAUUUGGCUCGAAAAAUCAGAAAAUACGAGAAAAAGAUGUCUCGAGUUCGCCGUAAACAAAGGAGUUACCGCAGUGCAUCCAUUUCAAGUUUAGAACGUGAUCGAUAUUCGGAUAACGAAUACCCCGGGUCGCCGCAGGAGACUCCACAAAACGGAGGAGCCCCUUAUGAAGUAAAUUUUACAUUAAAUCAAACUUCACAUUCAAACGUCUCGGCUACCAAUAGUAUAUCCGUGCCCGCACCGACGGCAACUUUUGCUCCCGCACCUGAUCCUACUUCUGUUGUUAUACCCGUGGCCACGUCCACGCCAAAUAUACCGCCGCCGCUAGAAAAUGCGCCUACGGAAGGUAUACAGGAAUUAGACCUACAACCUGAUAUUUUGUGUUUACUCGGAGAAGAGCCUGUGAGGGAAGAGAAGUUCGGUGUGAAUGUUCACAAAGACAUUGCUAGCCGCUGGUCUGAUAUAUUAGUUAAUGGUAUUAAGGAUCAAACUAAAAAUGAGAUAUUGAAGGCCUAUAAUGUACCUGAUAAUCUUAGAGUUGCUCAGGCUCCGACACUUAAUCCUGAAAUAAGAGCGGCGGUGAAUGAAAGUGCCUUGAAGAGAGACGAUAUUCUGAUUGAUAAACAGAAGAUUUUGUCUGUUGUCAUAACAAGUUUGGCAAAUACAAUCACGUCUGUUUUGACAACUACUUCCAUCGACGAGACGUUCAAGUGUCAGAUGUUAAAAUGCCUUAGUGAUGCCGGUAGACUCUUGUGUCAUGCACAUUAUGAUGAGACACAAACUAGAAGGAAUUUUUUGCUGUCGUGCCUUAACAAAGAGAUCAAAGAUAGUGUUAAGGACCUUAAACGUGAUCACAUGUUAUUUGGUACUGAUCUUCAAGAUAAUUUAAAAUCUAUGAAAGCUAUUAUAAAACAGGUUCCGAGUUAA
Molecule: messenger RNA, 1031 nt
Organism: Helicoverpa armigera (cotton bollworm)
Lineage: Eukaryota; Metazoa; Arthropoda; Insecta; Lepidoptera; Noctuidae
Exons: 2
Coding region: 72-1031 (319 amino acids)
Source: RefSeq, a predicted model, not a curated record